UGUCAAAAAAAUGGCCGCAUUCCCCGAAAUUUUUCCACAAUUUUAACCGUUUUGCUGGUUUUGUAAACAAUUUAUUAAAACGUUCAAGUGUUACGGUAAUGGCCACGGAAAAGGAUGGGCCGUUCCGGCUACCACCGCCAAAGUUCAGUGAUGAAACCAAGAAGUCUCUGGACAGUUUCACCAAGCUACGCAAUCCACACUUCUCGACACCAUCGGGUAUGUUACUACCGCGUGAUAAGCAACCUCCGCCAAUGUACGGUCCGCGUGGUUCAACGGUUCCACCGCGUUUCAUGACCCAUCAUCAACCCCAAAAACAUUACCGCCGAGGUACAGAUCGUGGAAGCUAUCAGUACCGAUUUUUGAAAGAUCCUCGACAUGGACAUCAGAAUCAGUACUUCGAUAAGGAUAUAAUUCCAGAGCUGUUGGAACUUGACUGGACGCUGUGGUGCGAAGGUUGUGAUGCGAAUUGCAAAACGGAUGAUGAAUACCGAAGACAUUUCGAGGAACAUAGAAACUGUGAUGUUCCGGGGUGCCAGUACGUGGGACACCCAAAGGCAAUGAAACGCCACUGGAGACUUGCACAUGAUGAAGAGAAACGUCUGGAGAAAGCUCAAAUGCAGACCAAACAGAGUCCAGAGGAGAUCGCCAGUUGGUGCGAGGAAAGAAGGAAGCGCUUUCCAACGAAAGAAAACGUCAAAAUGCGUCAGAAAGCGCAAGAGGAAAGAUUUAAGCGUGGUGAGAGAAUUGAGGAAAAUAAAAGCAGGUUUCCUGAUAGGAACCAGCCAGAUAGGGAACAUCCUCCAUUUCAUAUGAGAAGGGGUUGGGGUCGAUUUGGCCCAGGAAACAGACGGUCACGAAACAAAAACAAAACGGUACCUGAAAAAAUACAAGAUUCUAACGAUGAGGACGGCCUUAAUCGAGUUGGCUUCAAAGGAACAUCUAAGAUGAAAGAUUAUAAACCAAAACCAGUUACCGCUUUGUCGUUACUUGGCGUAUAUGGAAGUGAUAGUGAGGAUGAAUCGGGCGAAGACUCCGAAUCAGAGGAGGACGAAUCACCUGUUAUGCCAGAACAAUCUGUGAAACUUGUUGAAGAACGCGCAAUGCCUCAUAAUCCUGAAAGUAUGCACAUAAGCGACGAAGAAGUUGUUGACCGAAAAGAUUCUUUAUCGGAAGGCGAAAUUGAAUCAAGUGACUCAGAACACGACGAGGGAAAGGAGACACCUACAAAUAACCCUGAAAGUAUACAUAUAACCGACAACGAAGAUGAGCAAAAGAAUUCACUAUCGGAAGGUGAACUUGAAUCGAGUUCUUCAGAGCACGAAGAGGAGAAGGCGGAAUCUAACGAUCAACAAGCUGUAGUUGAAAGCAAGCCGAACAAACCGGAACAGGUGGGAUCAAAACGUAGACAUCGUUCGCGAAGACGCCGCCGUGCAGCUUCCCCCGAGCAGCUUAGCGAUGGUCCAACAGACCCCAAAGUGAUACGAAUAGAGCAACCAAUACUGGACUAUCGAAAACUUCGACGCACCCGCGAAAACACACUGCUGGAGAAGCUUUUGGAGCCAGACAUUCGACACGAGCGAAACGUUCUUCUGCAGUGUGUUCGGUUUGUGGUUGCAAACAAUUUUUUCGGAAUUGGACAACCGAAACCCGAAGAACCCAGUCGAACAGUUCAAUAAAAUUGGAAUGAUUUGUUGAAAA
Topomyia yanbarensis is the source of this 1698-nucleotide messenger RNA. It is a transcript of the gene Nufip, whose product is annotated as FMR1-interacting protein NUFIP1. Gene Ontology annotation, biological process: box C/D snoRNP assembly. The record is from RefSeq and is a predicted model, not a curated record. The transcript has a single exon. NCBI's taxonomy places the organism in Eukaryota, Metazoa, Arthropoda, Insecta, Diptera, Culicidae. The coding region runs from base 99 to 1676 and encodes 525 amino acids. Gene Ontology annotation, molecular function: RNA binding. Gene Ontology annotation, cellular component: nucleus.